Periconia digitata is the source of this 2163-nucleotide messenger RNA. The record is from the annotation of a GenBank genome assembly. Lineage: Eukaryota; Fungi; Ascomycota; Dothideomycetes; Pleosporales; Periconiaceae.
UACCCCGUUUUGGAAUUGAGGAUUUCGCUACGAUUGUUUUUAUUGAACCACAAGAAGGACUGCACCGCCAUGGAGAACCCCAACGUUGCUGAGUUGGUGGAGCGCCUCGGCGUCGAUGAAGAAUCAGUGCGAAAAAUGGCUGUUUUCAAGCUGCAGAGUGCCAUUGGCGACCCGUCAUUCGCUGAUGUCUUCAUCCAAGAGGGCGGGUUGCCCAAGUUGCGGUUUUUGGCUCUCCAUUCGACAGGAAACACCCUGGCUUACUGUUUGACUUCCCUAUCGCGCCUUCUUGAACUCGACAAAGGCUGGGAUCAUGUCACGGAUGACUUGAUCAAGAGAAUUGUCGGGCUCGUCGUCGCUCAGCCUCUUGUGAACGUCAAUCGCGGCGCCAUGUCAGUACUGGCUGCCAUAGUCGGGAACCCUUCGCAUCGGCACUCGCAACCAGGCGCUACAGGCUUCCAGCGUCUCAAACCUGUGGUGGAAUCGCAUCCGCAGUUCCUGCCUUCACUUGUCGAGAAGAUGACAUCGGCUGAUCAUGCACUUUGCGCCAACUCUUUACAGCUCAUCAAUUCCCUCAUGCGCGAUGCCGUCGCAAACGAUGCCGAGUUCGAAUGGCCGAAGUUCAUAAAACAACUGCAAGAAUUGGGCGUCAUCAAGAGCGUGUAUGGAUUGAUGCAGAGCUCUGCCGUGCAGGAUCUGGCGCACCCUCUUCUCGAGUUCCAGUCCCUGACAAAGGUGCUGUUGAAAAAAUGGAAGGACGAGCCAGUCGACUUGGAAAAGUCGGAUCACCGGCGAGCGAUGCGGGGGCUGCACGUCGCAAGCAGUGCGGAUCAAGCAGAAGCUGAUGCAAAGGGCAGCAAAAAAGCAAGCCCGAGCAAGUGGAGACGAGUCGGGUUUCAAACCGAAUCACCCACAUCCGAAUUUGAGAGCACAGGUUUUCUGGGUCUCAUGGACUUGACUGACUUUGUGUACAAAAACGAGGAUGGUUUCCAGAAAUUGCUGCUCGAGCAAUCGGCCGAGCCACUGGAUCAACGAUGUCCCGUUGCUCGUGCCAGCCUCGCCGUGACGAGCAUCUUGUAUGACCAUUUCGACGUGGAAAAGUCGGAUGAUUCGGAGAGCAAUAGAUAUACAGUGGUAGUAUCACGAGCGAAUUUCGACCGAGCUUUCAAGCCUCUGCUCCUCCACUGGUCCAGACUACACACGAGUGGCCUCAAUGCCUUCAUCCGACUAUGGAAAGCAACAGGAGCGCAAUCUGACGACUUCGGCAACAUCAUGGAGCUUGUGCGAAUACUUAUCGAACAUGUCGUUGGCCAAGCUCCCCGCACCAAGGAAAUCAAGGAUGUUGAAGAAGAUUUGGUGGAAUGUGACAUUGGGCGGCUACGAGAGCUCCAGAUGGAGUUACUCGGGCACCAGUACGAGGAUGCCUGGGGUCACCACCUGCGACAAGUCCGCGAUGAGCUCAACCACGAAGCUUUGCAAUUUGUCAAAGAACAACGCAUUCGUUGCCUUCUGCAGGGCGCCUGGUUCCCUCAGCCGAUGAGCAACGGCACCGAGGCAGGAUCUGCGGCCAACAAAAGUUCGAAUCGAAACGCGGUGGGACCGUGGCGAUUUGUACGGCUAUCACAUAACAGGCGCUAUCUGCAUUAUGCGGAUUUUGAGCAAAGGACAUCGACGGAGCCUAGGCUGGAUGCCUUGCAGGACAAAAUCGAUCUUUCCAUAGUGUCAUCUGUGGUGAGCAACGUGUCGGCGUCGGCCCCGUCGUCGUCUUCGUCUGACAGCACGGUUACCAUGUUGCGGGAACCUGCGGCUGCGUCUACGUGGACGAGAAUCACGAUCCAUGGGUGGGCACCCGGAGCAAACCACAGCCGGCAGAAGUCAGACGCGUCCAAACACACGGCGAGGGAGAUGGUGCUGCUGCAACUGCACCCGCAGAGUCAUGUGCUGGCAUCAGAGUUUCUGGACGGACUGCUGAUGCUGCUGAACCAGCAGCCGAUCACAUCAGAUACCAACAAGCUGGUCAAGUUGAUCGGCAGCUACGGACUCAAGAUUCGACUACUCAACGUGCGAUUUGAGGAUAUCGGCAUGGAGGAGCCCACGGUUCCGAGCCGGGAGGGCUUGGAAGAUGACUAUUACUACGACAUUGGCGGCAUGGAGGCCGGGGUAUGA